CCUGCGUUGAUUUCAUACCAAACUCAUACUUUACAUUCCACCUUUACUGUCAAACCGGGAGAAAUAUUUAUUUAAAAUAAUAAAGGAACCUUAAAAAUAAGAGGCUGAAAUAAGUUAACUUUUAACUUGAGCCUGACGCGGGAAAGUGAAUACCCAACUAAAGAAGCCCACAGUUUGGGGGGCUAGCCACUGGGCACAGGGGGAACCGCCAUCAUUGCGUCCAACGAGUGGAGCGCUAACGGCAGCCCCGAGGGGGCGCUGGAGGAUGGGAGUGACGAGCUGGACAAGGCCAUGGACGGUGACGCUGAGGGUGUCUGGAGCCCGGACAUCGAGCAGAGCUUCCAAGAGGCUCUGGCCAUCUAUCCCCCCUGCGGCCGACGGAAGAUCAUCCUUUCUGACGAGGGCAAGAUGUACGGUCGCAACGAACUGAUAGCCAGGUACAUAAAGCUCCGGACAGGCAAAACCCGUACAAGAAAGCAGGUGUCUAGUCACAUACAGGUCUUAGCACGGAAGAAGGUUCGAGAGUUCCAAGCGGGCAUCAAGGCCAUGAAUUUGGAUCAGGCCUCCAAAGACAAGGCCCUCCAGAACAUGGCAGCUUUGUCGUCAGCGCAGAUUGUGUCCCCCAGCAUCAUCAUGAAGAGCCCCCUGCCUCAGCCAACCUACCCCGCUACUGCCAGGUUCUGGCCCGGCCACAUCCCAGGAGAUCCUGGACCUUCCCAGGAUAUCAAACCAUUUGCACAGACCCAGUACCCCAGUUUCCAAGGCCCAGUGCCCACCCCUAUUUCAUCCUAUGAGUCCCUGGCCGCCCCUCUUGGCCCGUCUGCCACGGCAGUGCCUGUGUGGCAAGACCGCACCAUUGCCUCAUCCAAACUGAGAAUGCUGGAGUACUCCGCCUUCAUGGAGGUACAGAGGGACCCCGAUACGUACAGCAAGCACCUGUUUGUCCACAUCGGGCAGACCAACCCAUCCUACAGCGACCCGCUCCUGGAGGCCGUGGACAUUCGGCAGAUCUACGAUAAGUUCCCGGAGAAGAAGGGAGGGUUGAAGGACCUGUACGAGAAAGGCCCCCCCAACGCCUUCUUCCUCGUCAAGUUCUGGGCGGACCUGAACAUCAGUGGCAUGCAGGAUGGGCCUGGGUCAUUCUAUGGCGUGAGCAGUCAGUACAGCAGCUCAGAGAGCAUGACCAUCACCGUGUCCACCAAAGUCUGCUCCUUCGGCAAACAGGUUGUGGAGAAAGUCGAGACAGAGUACGCAAGCUCAGAGGGGGGGAGGUACAUGUUCCGCAUCCACCGCUCCCCCAUGUGCGAGUACAUGAUCAACUUCAUCCACAAGCUGAAGCACCUGCCCGAGAAGUACAUGAUGAACAGCGUGCUGGAGAACUUCACCAUCCUGCAGGUUGUGACAAAUAGGGAGACUCAGGAGACAUUGCUGUGCAUUGCGUUCGUCUUCGAGGUGUCAACAAGUGAACAUGGGGCACAAUACCACGUCUACCGGCUAAUCAAGGAUUAGAGGUCCUGUAGGGAGGACUGGUUGGCACGCAAACUGUCCUCACACUGCCUGCCUACAAAUAAUAAAGAAAAAGAAAUACACACAAACCCCCUCAGACUUCAGACAAAGCAAAUUUUACAGUAAUACGCAUAAUAUCAAAGUGGAUAAUCUUUAUUUCUGUGUUUUUCUUAUUUUUAUAGGAAAUGUAUGAUCUUUAAACAAAAAUACAAAACAAAGAAUGGUGCACCACUACUUUGUGUAAGGGCAGUAUUCAACAUAUAUUUAAAAAUGGCAGGUUGCAUUCAUUGUGUUCCUUAAAUAUAUAUUUUUUCAGGGAUAUUUUUUUUUCCUGUGUUUAGGGGAUAAGGAUGUUUAACUAACGUAUUGGUGAUGUGUAUCAGAAAUGUGCCUUACAGGAGCUCUGAAUCUCUCCGGUGAACAAGGCCCUGGUAGCAUGGUAGACUCAACAAUUAGAAAGGUGCAAAAGCAAGGACUAUAGACGUAAGAGUGAAGAAAAGACUACACAAAAAAGCAUAUUGGAUGGGAACCUGGGAUAUCAAAUUGUCAACUUGAAAAUAGUGGUCACUUGGACUCGGUCUCUUUGAAGUGCCUCACAACACUGAUGACUACCUCUUGCCUUGAAUAAACAAAAACUACAGGGAGAAGAUGUGGAGCCAUAGGUUAAAAGCAGACCUUGGCUUAGCAUUCUGCAUUCUUAACUCCCAAAGCACCCUUUUUGUGGCACAUGUUAUUCAAAAUAAAACAAAAAGAACAGACUUGUCAGUCUCUUAGGAAGCAACAGGCUUCAACGGAUUGUCCUGCCCUCUCCUCUCUUCACCAGUUGAGUCGGCUAUGGAACUGGACAGAAAUACUGUUUGGAUGUGUGUUUGUUGGUUUGCUGGUAUUUUCUUAACUUGUUAGUCAAAGCCAUAACAAAUUGUGGCUGAAUGUUUCUACCUCCUGGUACUUUGUGACAAAUGUUUUUUUUUUUCCUUCGAAAGCUUUAAAAAAAAUAUUUGGAAACCCAGGAGAGGUACCAGUGGCCCAACCUAAAGCCCAAAGACUCCCAGCACUUCCCAGAUCCAGUACAGGUUGUGGGGGUCUUACUGUGCAAUUGAAUCCAGGGUAUACAAAAAAGAAAAUGUUCAAUGUUAUGUUUUGUAAGCUGCAUUAAAACAAAAUGAGGGAUUUCUUUAUUGUGUUGCUGUGGGAGGAUACCUUCCAAGAGGGUAGUCCGGGGGGAAGAUCUGUGUGUUUGCCUUGAUCACAUUCUUGGAACUGAAGUGGAGCACCCUUGUAUUUUUGUGAGAGAGCGUCCGAGCUUUGUCUCCAGUGGACGGAGGGUGGAGGCAAAGGGUGAGGACGAGACCAGCAUGACCCCUGCAUCAAGUCAUCUGUCUAAGGGGUCUGGAGAGACCUUGGGGGAUGUCAGUUGGCCCAGCAGACUGCAGCAGUGCCUUUCACUGACUACCUUUUUAUUCAGCUUUUUAAAAGAGACACUUGUACUUAUUUGAAUGAUUUUUGUUGUUUUAUUUGACUUGACAAUACAAGCCAUGUGCUUCUGUUGAAAAUUACGUGUGUUAAUGUCAACACUGAUGUUGUUUGUCUGUUUAAUGUAUUUUAAAUUGAAGGUGGGGGCAAGUUUUUCUUUUUUUUAAUUUGCUAAUACACUCUAGCCUUGGUUGCCAAUAGUGCAUUGCACUAUUGUAUACUCUAUUGUCCACAAGCUGAUGGGUUGUAUCAUGUAAUCUGUGUAUAACACAUAAUCUACCAAUAAAAAAGAACAGGCAUGGUGC
Molecule: messenger RNA, 3284 nt
Organism: Megalops cyprinoides (Indo-Pacific tarpon)
Lineage: Eukaryota; Metazoa; Chordata; Actinopteri; Elopiformes; Megalopidae
Product: transcriptional enhancer factor TEF-5-like
Exons: 13
Coding region: 292-1509 (405 amino acids)
Biological process (GO): embryonic organ development; hippo signaling; positive regulation of transcription by RNA polymerase II
Cellular component (GO): transcription regulator complex
Molecular function (GO): DNA-binding transcription factor activity, RNA polymerase II-specific; RNA polymerase II cis-regulatory region sequence-specific DNA binding
Source: RefSeq, a predicted model, not a curated record